Molecule: messenger RNA, 901 nt
Organism: Sus scrofa (pig)
Lineage: Eukaryota; Metazoa; Chordata; Mammalia; Artiodactyla; Suidae
Gene: LRRC51
Product: leucine rich repeat containing 51
Molecular function (GO): protein binding
Source: RefSeq, marked validated
CCGCGCCAGCCGGGACUUGUAGGCGAAGGUGGUUACCAUGGAGUUGCGCCGAGUAACGCUGCGAUAGUAGGACGCUGAGGCUGGCGGGGAAGCACUUGCGGGAGGUAUUUCCAUUUCAACAGGGAACAAUCCCUGAACCCAAAGGAAUGAAUCCCUAAUGGUGGAGUUUCAGGCGUCAGUGACAGGCUGAACCCGGAUCCCCAGGGCCCGCACUUACACCUGGCAAAUGAUGGCCUGAGCGGUGAACAAACAGGACAGUAUGGACACGUCGGUGCAAGAGCCCCCACUUGACUACUCCUUCCGAAACAUCCAUGUGACCCAAGAUCUGUUAAGCGAGGAGCCACGGACAGGGCUGCGCCCACUACGGCACUCGAAGUCGGGGAAGUCAAUGACCCAGUCCCUGUGGCUCAACAACAACGUCCUCACUGACCUGAGAGACUUCAGCCAUGUGGUUUCACAGCUCCUGGAGCACCCGGAGAACCUGGCCUGGAUCGACCUGUCCUUCAACGACCUGACUUCCAUCGACCCUGUCCUGACAACUUUCUUCAACCUGAGCGUCCUCUAUCUCCAUGGCAACAGCAUUCAGCGCCUCGGAGAGGUGAACAAGCUGGCUGUCCUCCCUCGGCUCCGGAGCUUGACACUCCAUGGGAACCCCAUAGAGGAAGAGAAGGGGUACAGGCAAUACGUGCUGUGCACCGUGCCCCGCGUCACCACAUUCGACUUCAGCGGGGUCACCAAAGCAGACCGCGCCACGGCCCAGGUGUGGAAGCGCAUGCACGUCAAACCGAGGAAGGCCCGGAGGACCGAGCACGACGCACGCUGAGGCUUCUGGGACCCCAGCCGUCCCAGGGGCCUGAGGACGUGGUCGCGUGUGACAAUAAAUAAUUUGAGCUGUUCAGCA